AGUCUCUCGGUACAGGCCGUUGGGUGAGCUGCGUUUUGCAUUUAUUCUUCGAAUGUUGUUCUGAAGUAAUUCAAUAUAAAUUUGACAUCGUGAACGUUCGUUUUUUAAAAGUUUUUUUGUGUUGAUUUGACGGGAGCAAAUAGAUUGAAACCAUGGAGGCCCCUGACUUCAAAGAAUUUGCAAAAGCAAUGACUGAUUACAUUGCUGAGUACUUGGAAAAUAUUCGUGACAGACAAGUUGUUCCGUCAGUAAAACCUGGCUACCUUCGACCGUUAGUUCCGGAACAAGCACCGCAACAACCGGAGCCUUGGACUGCGGUGAUGGCGGAUAUCGAGCGCGUGGUUAUGUCCGGGGUCACCCACUGGCACUCGCCUCGGUUCCACGCCUACUUCCCAACCGCUAACUCGUAUCCCGCUAUAGUAGCAGACAUGCUCAGCGGCGCCAUCGCUUGCAUUGGUUUUACUUGGAUUGCUAGCCCGGCAUGUACAGAGUUGGAAGUGGUUAUGUUGGAUUGGUUGGGUCAAAUGCUUGGCCUGCCAGAAGAGUUCUUGGCGCGAUCAGGUGGCGAGGCCGGCGGUGUAAUCCAGGGCACGGCUAGCGAAGCUACUCUUGUCGCACUGCUAGGAGCCAAGUCUCGCAUGAUGCAAAGAGUCAAGGAACAACACCCUGAAUGGAGUGACACCGAUAUAUUAUCCAAGCUCGUCGGCUAUUGUAAUAAACAAGCCCAUUCUUCGGUGGAGCGAGCUGGACUCCUCGGCGGUGUUAGGCUAAAAUCACUACAGCCAGACGGUCAACGUCGUCUUCGCGGAGACACUCUUCGUGACGCUAUUGAUGAAGACAUCCGCAACGGUCUCAUUCCAUUCUAUGUUGUUGCUACAUUGGGUACAACUUCAUCCUGUACAUUCGACGCUCUUGACGAAAUUGGAGAUGUCUGUCUCUCACAUGGAAUUUGGCUUCACGUCGAUGCCGCCUACGCUGGAUCUGCUUUCAUCUGCCCUGAGUAUCGAUACCUUAUGAAAGGCGUUGAGAAAGCGGAUUCAUUUAAUUUCAAUCCUCACAAAUGGAUGCUGGUCAAUUUUGAUUGUUCAGCAAUGUGGUUGAAACAGCCACGAUGGAUCGUCGAUGCUUUCAACGUUGAUCCUCUUUACUUGAAACACGACCAGCAAGGCUCAGCGCCAGAUUACCGUCAUUGGCAAAUACCGUUGGGCCGCAGAUUCAGAGCGCUGAAGUUGUGGUUCGUUUUGCGAUUAUACGGUGUUGAGAACUUACAAAAACACAUCAGAAAACAGAUCGCAUUGGCCCAUCUGUUCGAGAAGCUUUGCACUUCAGAUGAUAGAUUCGAGUUGUUUGAAGAAGUCACUAUGGGUUUAGUGUGUUUCAAACUCAAAGGAAGCAAUGAAAUCAAUGAAGAACUAUUACGCCGUAUAAACGGACGUGGAAAAAUUCAUCUUGUCCCAUCUAAGAUCGAUGAUGUCUAUUUCUUGAGAUUGGCUAUUUGCUCGCGUUUCUCCGAAGAAAGCGAUAUACAUAUUUCUUGGGAAGAAAUAAAAUCGAGUGCUGACGAAGUUCUUAAAAGCCAAAAGAAGUAAAUAGUAGUCUCAUAGCAAAAUAAUUUUGAGCUUUCCUAUUAGUAUUUAUUCAUAAUUACAAAGAUACAUUAAUAUGUAAUCUUUUUAAAUUACUAUAUUAUAUACCUUACAUACACACUAGUAAUUGCAUUGUUUAGAAAUAUUCUUUAAAUUAAUACGAUUGUUAUAAUUUUUUUUUUUAAAUAUAUUGCAAUGAGAUCUAUUACGUUCAAUUCGAGCGUAUGUAGGUAAUUAUCAUUGCGCAUGAAUAUCAGCAAUAUCCGGGACAUAGCCGAGUCAUGUUAGCUCUUCUAGACCUCGAUUGAAGCAUAUGCUCUCAGGUGCACUCUCCCAAUAAACGUAUUUUUUUUAAACUGGACGGUGGAAACACUUUCUACAAAUUCUGGUUUGAUGAAGGAUGGCAUUUAAUGAAGGAGAACUGUGGUCUCCGAUGGCCAGAUGUUACCAAUGGUCGGUUAUGUAUCGAAAAUCGAAUGAUCCGUUUGUGAAUGAAGCUUCGAUUGUUGAUCGAAGGUAUUAAGUCGAAUGGAAGUUUCCGGUACUUAAGAUGACCCCGCCCAUGAAGAUUAUUUUUUUUAAUUAUAGCAAUAAUUGAAGUAAAACAACACUUGAUAUCCGCAUUAUAUUGCAAAAUACGUAAAAUAAUGUGAUUGUAUGUUAUGCUUGUGAUAUAAAAUAAUUUUAAUAAUAAGUAAAAUUGAAGUACUCUUGUUUUAGUUAAAAAAAUACUGUUGUGAAAAUUGUGUAUUAACAUAGGCAUAUCUGUUUACAUAUUUAAAGAAAUUUUGAAAAAUUAUUUAUUGCUUUAAAAAUUCAUGUUUGCGUGAUUUGUUAAAAGUGUUAAAAGUAAAUUUGUUAACUGAAAUGUUUUUACGUUGUUGUUGCUUAAAUAUAUAGAAAUUUUAAACAUAAA
Messenger RNA from Bombyx mandarina (wild silkworm), 2502 nucleotides. Its product is annotated as aromatic-L-amino-acid decarboxylase. Lineage: Eukaryota; Metazoa; Arthropoda; Insecta; Lepidoptera; Bombycidae. Gene Ontology annotation, cellular component: cytoplasm. Gene Ontology annotation, biological process: amino acid metabolic process; serotonin biosynthetic process; catecholamine metabolic process. Gene Ontology annotation, molecular function: pyridoxal phosphate binding; aromatic-L-amino-acid decarboxylase activity. The record is from RefSeq and is a predicted model, not a curated record.